Messenger RNA from Punica granatum (pomegranate), 791 nucleotides. Lineage: Eukaryota; Viridiplantae; Streptophyta; Magnoliopsida; Myrtales; Lythraceae. The record is from RefSeq and is a predicted model, not a curated record.
AUCCCGUAUAGAAAAACAAGGAACCUUUCCAAUACCACACAUCAAACUAGAACCAUCUCCUGCUACGCAAAAACAUGUUCAGGGGCUACAACUACAGGCGCGAUCACGACCAUUUCAACAACAGACCCGAAGUCCGCCAUGAAGGCAGUCUUGUUAGAGCUCCGACCUACCAUGGGGGCACUCAUGAUCACGUGGCUCCGACCUACCAUGUGAGCGCUGAACAUCAGAUGGCUCCUCUUGUCAGCGGGAGGAUCGAUUGGAAGGAGGCCUCGACUGAGCAUGUGUUCAAGGUCGAGCUUCCGGGAGUGAAGAAGGAUGAGGUGAAGGUCGACCUGCAGGACAACAGGGUCCUCAACAUAACCGCGGAGAAGUGUGUGGAUAUGGAAGACCAUGCCGACCCAUGGCACCGGAUAGAAAGGACCUGUGCCAGGUUCGUAAGAAUACUCAGGCUGCCCGAAGAUUCCAAACCCCACCAGACAACGGCGUGCAUGGAGAAUGGGGUGCUCACUAUCAGGGUGCCGAGGGAGGAGAUAAGGAUGAACCCUCAUGCCAUGUCGACCCGCAUUCCCGUUCAGUAAACAUAUAUAGCUAGUGUACAAUAUAUAUAUAUAUAUCAAACCAUGCCGCGGUGAUCACUAGCAUGCGAAAAAUAACUGGAAUCUAGCUAUAUACCGUUAAAUAAGUGGUUUGUGUUGUACCUAUACAAAUUAUAAACUAGUAAAUCAUAAAGAUAUACAUACUAUAGAGGCGGUGUUGGCGUAUUCGUGCCUCUACUAACGAGAUUUCGGUUA